Molecule: messenger RNA, 750 nt
Organism: Darwinula stevensoni
Lineage: Eukaryota; Metazoa; Arthropoda; Ostracoda; Podocopida; Darwinulidae
Source: the annotation of a GenBank genome assembly
ACGUGGUAGUAUUAAUAAAUUGGGCCAUGUGGUAAAAGUAUAACUGACUAUAACCUGAAUAUUCGUAGAAGGGGAAGCAGUGCGGCACCAACAACAGAGACACACCUUUCCUGAGACACAGCUUGAAAGAGUUGAAAUGCCUUCCACCUCAUCUUCCACUCGAAGACUCAACUCUACCCAGGGGAGUUGUACAACAGGAAUACAAGGAUUUGUCCCAUUCGGAAUGGAUCCAAGUCGCAGCCCUCGGCAGUGGGGACCGGACGAAGUAGAACAGUGGCUUCAGAACAAAAACUUGACCAUGCAUUGCUCUAAAUUCCGCAAGCAUGACAUCCGCGGCAAAGAACUCCUGGAAUUAAAACGAAGGGACUUGAAGAAACUGGGGAUCAAACGCUUGGGGCAUAUCAUACGCAUUGAGAUCGGAAUAAAGGAACUGAAGCAUGACGAGAAGCAAUUCAUCGACGUCAUCACAGGAAAUUCAACAAACAAUCAUUUCAACUGAUGUUUUCAUCUUGUUCUUCCCUCGUCCUUUGCAAACUUCCUCACCUUGCACAUCAUGAUUCUACGAUCUUUUCAUUCCCUUCAUAUAGCCCUCUCACCCUUUACGUUUCGAGCUGUGUUGAUGAACGGUAACAAUGAGUUCAAAUGAUAACGACGAAGUGAAUCAGAAUCAUGUUUUUUAAUGGAAGUUCGUACGUCCUUCUAUACAAUGGAAACUUGAAGCGGAACGUGUUUAAUAAAACUCAGUCAAAA